Messenger RNA from Phytophthora sojae, 177 nucleotides. RefSeq lists its product as hypothetical. The transcript has a single exon. Lineage: Eukaryota; Oomycota; Peronosporomycetes; Peronosporales; Peronosporaceae. The annotation marks the transcript as partial. Gene Ontology annotation, molecular function: protein binding. The record is from RefSeq and is a predicted model, not a curated record.
UCCGUUAGUGCGUCCUUCGCCGGCAGCAGCAACCUGUGCAACCAGGCUUGCCCUGACGUCUACGACCCUGUUUGCGGAACCGAUGGCGUCACAUACAGCAACUCGUGCAAGCUCGGUGUCGCUAGCUGUGAAAACUUUGCGAAGGCCAUCUCGAAGAAGUCUGAGGGUCCGUGUCCG